AUGAUGGCAACCUCUCGAGAAGACCCUAGUUUGCCCGAAUACAAAGCAGCGCUCGCACAGCUGAUGGCACAGAAGUACGCCGAAUUAUUCAAAGUGCCCAUACACUCUCAACAAGUCCCGGGCUUUGUAAAUAAAUUGGUUAAUAUGACUCUCGUGCCAAGCAUGUUUCGCGAAGCAAUCAGUCUCAUGGAGGAAGCCAUUUCUACUACAGCCAAGGACAAUGCACUCAACCGAGUCAAGUACUUGGGCCAAUUAAGCCAGAUGUACAAAUUACGCCAUAAUCGAGUUGGGGAGUUGUCAGAUCUGGAAUACGCUAUCAAGUAUGCGGAUCAAGCGAUACACGAGGUCCCCGACCCAGACAUUUACACGGGAUAUGAUCGACUGCUGAGCGAUGUUUCUGACAUGCAUAUGGCCAAAUUUGACUAUACAGGUCAAAUAGAUGCUCUCAGAGACGGGAUCAACAAUGCAGAAAAAGCGCUGUCAAUCAGCCGCGAUCGAAACCCUGAUCCCGAUCCGAUUCUGCUCGCCAAGCUUGCUGAAAAUUACUUGCUUCGUUUUCAUCACGAUCAGCGAUGGGAAGACCUCGAACAAGCACUGCAGUUAAUGAGUGGAGCGGCAGCAGUAGCAGCGACAGGUACUCAAGAAGGUCAUUCACAACGAGCACGAAUUUGCAAUGGGCUUGCAGAAGUACUCGCACAGCGGUAUGAACGGCGACCUGAAUACAUUCAUGAUGUUAGGGAGGCUGUCACACUGAUACAAAGCGCAAUUGAUGCCACUUCGACAAAAGAUGUGGUACGUGUGAACUAUUUGCUCAAUCUUGCGUAUAGGCUUCGUGAGCGCUUCGCACUAGACCAGGACAUCAAAGACUUGCAUGAAGGCAUCCAAGCCGUGGAUGAUGCCAUCAAUUUUGCUUUACUUGGUCACCCCCGCUUUCUGGAUAUGCUACGAUGUCGAGCCAAGUUGUUUAGUAGUCUCUUCCAGGUCACAAGUGAUCUUCGUCAUUAUACGAAAGCCGAAGAUAGUCUGAGAAAGGCUUUAGAUCGCAUACCCGAUAAUCACCCCAAUCGGUGCGCUUUCCUCCUAGAUAAGGCCGACCUAGUCUUGCUCAAAGAACAAGAUGGGGGUAGAAGUACGCAGCUCUGGUGGGCUACUGAGAUAUGUUGCCAGGCCAUGAAUGAUUGCACCAAUAGUCCUCCAUUGGAUCGACUCAAGGCGGCAUACAGAGGGGCAAGCCUGUAUCUCGAGAUGGGUGAUUACAGUAUGGCUGGUGGACUACUAUGCAGGGGGAUUGACUUUUUACCACGACUCAACCCACGCUCUCUUAGUAGAGACGACCAGCAGUUUAUUCUUAGUCAAUUCUCGGCUAUGGCAUCUGAUGCAGCUGCAUGUCUUCUCGAGGUGACAAAACAACCUGCUAGAGCCCUGGCCACACUGGAGAGUGGUCGGGGAGUCAUAGCAAGCUUAAUGAUCAAUUCACGGUCUGAUGUUUCCGACCUUCAGAAUAAGGAUAUCAGCCUAUUCAACCGGUACAUUGAGCUUCGAGAUGCCGUGUCGAGGAACAUCAAUGAGUUUAGCAACGCUACUAAUGCAGGAGGAGCCGCUUCAGAAAAAGCUGUGGCCAACGCUUUGUCUAGACGCGUUCAAGAUGAACAUGAUUUACAUCUUGUUGAGGAGAAGAUUCGGACACUGGAUGGUUUCGAAAGAUUUCAACUGUCACCAACAGUCGAGAAACUCCAACAUGCUGCUAUUCAUGGUCAUAUUGUUGUUUUCAACGUUGCGAAGUGGAGAAGCGAUGCUAUUAUCGUCCCUCAACAUCCCUCUACUAGUAUCCGCUAUGUGUCUCUGCCAAGUCUCAAGUACGAUGACCUAGAAAAAUUCACCCCAUGGGUCACAGGGAAGGAGAAAAUAGUCUCCGGACCCAUCAGCACAAAAGCAGACAGGAAUGGCAAAAUGCGGAAACUUCUGCAAUAUUUAUGGAGGAAAGCUGUCGCCCCGGUUUUAGAGGACCUCGGAAUCAACACGAAGCAGGGUUCCGCAACCGAUGAGCUCCCGCGGAUUUGGUGGGUUAUGAGUGGAAUCAUGUCUGUCUUCCCCCUUCAUGCAGCAGGCGAGGACUGGGGAGGAGAGUCUUCGUUUGAGAACACAGCGAGCCACGUUAUCUCGUCUUACAUACCCACAAUCAAAGCCUUGCAAUACGCUCGUGACAAGAACGUCAGGAAUCUAUCGGAACGAGGUCAGAGCUUUUUGAUCGCUAGUAUGCCCGAGACAGAAGGAAUGAGGCCUUUAAAAGUCUCAGGAGAAGUCGCAGCAGUUAAGGGUUGUGCUGCUUCUUUUCAAGUUGAUAAGGUCGUCGCAGUUGAUACUCCUUCAAAGGAAUCAGUCUUGGAAGAACUCAAGUCAACACGCAUAGCACAUUUCAUUUGCCAUGGUGCUCUCGACAUCAGCAAUCCUUCUGACAGUUGCCUACUCUUCAAACAAGAUGAUGUCGAUGGAAAGGCUGGACGUUUAAGGGUUCGGGAUGUCGCAGCCUUAUCCAUGGAGCAUGCGCAUAUCGCAUACCUUUCGGCAUGCUCGACAGCAGAGACAGCGGAUAAAACACUUGUCGACGAAACAAUCCAUCUCGCAAGUAGCUUUCAAUUAGUUGGCUUUCCGCAUGUUAUCGGCACUACUUGGGAAGCAAAUAAUACCGUCGCCGAAAAGAUCGCAAGGAAUUUUUAUACUUUUCUAAUCGACCAAGAGCGAGCGUUUCCACAAGAUGAUAGAAGCGUUGCUUACGCUUUGCACAAGGCUGUAAAAGCUUAUUGGAGUCAGUCUAAAGGAAGAUUUCAACCGAGCGAUGAUGUUAUCGCGUGGGCACCAUUCAUUCACAUUGGCAUGUAG
Trichoderma breve is the source of this 2880-nucleotide messenger RNA. Its product is annotated as CHAT domain-containing protein. The record is from RefSeq and is a predicted model, not a curated record. The transcript has a single exon. Bases 1 to 2880 code for a protein of 959 amino acids. Lineage: Eukaryota; Fungi; Ascomycota; Sordariomycetes; Hypocreales; Hypocreaceae. Gene Ontology annotation, molecular function: protein binding.